Molecule: messenger RNA, 288 nt
Organism: Naegleria fowleri
Lineage: Eukaryota; Heterolobosea; Eutetramitea; Acrasida; Naegleriidae
Exons: 3
Coding region: 1-288 (95 amino acids)
Cellular component (GO): EKC/KEOPS complex
Source: RefSeq, a predicted model, not a curated record
AUGACAACCACUCAUCCCGAAGAAGUUUUUGAGUAUAACUGCUCGAUAGGCUUUGGAAGCGACGAAGAGUCUGCAAAUAUUGUGUACCAGACAAUUAUUGUGGAUCAUGAAUUAUCAACAAAAGUCAAACGAAAUAUAAAUUUACAUUCAUCAUCGGAAGACGGAAGCCAUCAUUUAAUCAUUAAUUUCACUUCAUCAGACGCCAGACAAUUAAGAUCCUCCGUGAAGGGAACAUUAGAUACCAUUCAUCUAUCCAUUGAAACUCUUACUAAAUUUGUUGAACAGUAA